CGGCGGCGGCCAAUGGGGCGGCAGUCCGCCUGCGCAGAUUCAAACGGUGGCUCUGGAAGGAGGCUGGGCGCGAGAUUCGGCGGCACGAACCAAACCCGCCGCAAGCGCGGCGGUGGCGGCGCAGCCCGAACCGCGGGGCCGGCGGCUCGGGGCGGGGGGGGGCCGGGACGUGGCCGGGCGGGGAGGCGGCGGCUCGGGGCAGGGAGCGCCGCCGGAGCCCGCGGCGGCUCUGACAGGGGCGAGAAGGCGCAGCGGGGCGAGAGCGGGGCCGCUGCGCGUCCCGUCCUCGCGGGCGGGGGCCGGGCCUAGCCAUGCCUGCCGCGGCGGGAGCGGGGCCGGGCCGGGGCUGAGGGCGGCAGCCUGUGGGCUGUGGAUGCCGCGGAGCUGCGCGGGGAGGGGGGAGCUGCCGGAGGAGCCGCGCCCGCCCGAAGCCACCCUGAGCCGCCAGCCGCCCGCCGCCGCGCCGUCCCGCCCGCCGCCCCGGAGCCAGCGGGGUGGCUGCGGGAGGAGGAGCCCGGGCGGGGGCUGCCCCCUGCUGCCUUGGCGCCCCCCCCUAUGGUGCGCCCCGAGGAUGGCGAAGAGACCGCGCAGUGAGGAAGAUGAUGAUGACCUUCAAUAUGCAGAUCAUGACUAUGAAGUACCACAGCAAAAAGGACUGAAGAAGAUAUGUAACCGGGUGAAAUGGACACGUGAUGAGGAUGAAAAGCUGAAGAAGCUGGUAGAGCAAAAUGGUACAGAUGAUUGGGCUUUCAUUGCUAGUCAUCUACAGAAUCGUUCAGAUUUUCAGUGCCAGCAUCGAUGGCAGAAGGUACUAAACCCAGAACUGAUUAAAGGUCCCUGGACUAAAGAAGAAGAUCAGAGGGUUAUUGAAUUAGUUCAGAAGUAUGGUCCAAAGCGCUGGUCUUUAAUUGCAAAACACCUAAAAGGAAGAAUAGGCAAGCAAUGCAGAGAGAGAUGGCAUAACCAUCUCAAUCCUGAGGUAAAAAAGUCUUCAUGGACAGAAGAAGAGGACAGAAUAAUCUAUGAAGCUCACAAGCGUUUGGGAAACCGAUGGGCUGAAAUAGCAAAACUUCUUCCUGGAAGGACAGAUAAUUCCAUUAAAAAUCACUGGAACUCAACAAUGCGGAGAAAGGUGGAACAGGAAGGAUAUCUACAAGAUGGUAUAAAAUCCGAAAGAGCUAGUUCAUCCAAACUUCAGCACAAACCUUGUGCAACUAUGGAACACUUGCAAACUCAGAGUCAAUUUUACAUACCUGUUCAGACACAUAUUCCAGCAUACCAAUAUGCCUCACCAGAAGGCGGCUGUAUAGAACAUGCUUCAGCUUCUUCCAGCUUAAUUCAGCAAUCAUUUAUUGAUGAUGAUCCUGAUAAAGAAAAGAAAAUAAAGGAACUUGAAUUGCUGCUUAUGUCUGCAGAGAAUGAAAUCAGAAGAAAACGAGUAUCAUCUCAAGCAGGAAAUCUGCCUAGUUGGUCUGGAAGUUUUGUCAUGGAAGACGGUGUGUCUAAUACCCUAAAUAGCCUUGGGGACCAAACAAGUGAAUUCUACAGCAUGGAUGAGACCCAGGGUGCAUCUGUUCAGCAGAAUUCACCCACUAAGUAUUUGGCUGUGGAAGCAAAUGCAGUUUUAUCAUCUCUACAAACCAUUCCAGAAUUUGCAGAGACACUAGAGCUUAUUGAAUCUGAUCCUGUAGCUUGGAGUGAUGUCACCAGUUUUGACCUUUCAGAGACUGUUGCAUCUCCUGUCAAGCCAGCUCCAGUAAAACUAAUGCGAAUUCAACACAAUGAAGGGGCUACGGAGUGCCAGUUUAAUGUUAGUGUUGUGCUUGAUGGCAAAAAAGCCAGUGGCAUCGGUGGUGAGGAAGAAGCAGUUUUUUCAGCAACCCCAAACCUAUCCAAAUUCAGCACUCCACCUACUAUCCUAAGAAAGAAAAAGAGAUUGCGUGUUGGGCAGUCACCAGUUAAUGAACUGAAUGAUGGCUUAUGUAAUGAUGCCAUCAAUGUUGCACUAAAGCACACACCAGUGAAAACACUACCAUUUUCUCCAUCCCAAUUUUUCAAUACUUGCUCUGGAAAUGAACAAUUUAACCUUGAAAAUCCUGCAUUUACAUCAACUCCAAUCUGUGGGCAGAAGGUUCUAAUUACAACUCCUCUGCACAAGGAAAUGACACCAAAAGAUCAAAAGGAAAAUGCAGGUUUUAGAACUCCUACGAUUAGAAGAUCUCUGUUGGGUUCCACACCAAGGACACCGACUCCUUUUAAAAAUGCUCUGGCUGCUCAGGAAAAAAAGUAUGGCCCCCUCAAACUAAUGUCACAACCACUUGCCUUCUUGGAGGAAGACAUUAGGGAAGUUUUGAAAGAGGAAACUGGAACAGACAUAUUUUUCAAGGAGGAAGAUGUCUCUGUUUAUAAAAGCUGCAAGCAAGAGCACAAUUCUACUAAGAAAGUCAGAAAAUCAUUGGUCCUAGAUCCAUGGGAAAAAGAAGAGCUUGGUGCCCAACUCUUCACUGAAGACAGUAGUUUGGAUGUACAGUCAGAAAACGUAUAUACCACAUCUUUAUUAAUGAUACCAUUGUUGGAAAUACAUGACAACAGAUGUAACCUGACAUCAGAAAAACAGGAUACAAAUUCAGCAAACAAAGCAAAUGCAGUAAUUAAGAAGAAAUUGAAUGCAUGUGCUUCAAAAAAUUUCAGAAUGGAAAGAUCUCUUCAGUCAAAUUGUGAAUGGGAAGCAGUUGUUUACGGAAAAACAGAAGACCAGCUUAUCAUGACUGAACAAGCAAGAAGAUAUCUGAGCACUUAUACAGCUACCAACAGCACUUCAAGGGCUCUGAUACUGUGAUGAUCACUGCAACUGACAACCAUCUCUUUCCGUUGUAAUUAACAUGUCUUGAGAGAGACUCCGGCAAAAUACUUGUAAAUUAAGUCUUUAUUUUGAGACAGCCUUCUAAGGGAAACCUUAAAGCUUCCUUUCUUUUUUGAUAGACAAAGAGCAGACAUGAAGCUUUUGCCUUCUUUAUGAAGGGACAGUACAAACAAUUCUUCAAUGAAUCCCUUAAAUAUGUUUAAAAAAACCUCUAAAAUAAUAUAAAAAGAAUGGUAAAGUCUUGCAGUGCAUGUCAACAUACAGUUAUUAGGUCCAUUUUUCAUAUUUAUUCUUUUGAUUUGCAUUGCUUUUUUUUUCCCUGUUAAUGCAGUUUCAACAUUGAGUAGGCAUAUAGAUCCUUACUGAUUUCUGAAUGAGCAACAUAUGUGACUGAAUGUGCUUUUGCUUGUGUAGCAUUUUUCUAGUAUAUAAAGAAACACAAUGGAAAGGAGUAUAAAGGAAGGAUAGAAAGUUGCACUACUAAUUUUUUGGUAUGCUGCAAAAAAAAAAGUAACUACAGUGUUAAAUAUAUUUAUUUGGGAAUGGUACUAGAAAUAGGCAGAGGGGGUGAAUUAGGAUUUAGUGUAAAGCAUCAGUAUUUUCUUCAUAAAUCUCAAAAUGAGAUGAUUGAAUGUAUUGUACAGUUUGUAGGAGCAGGGAAAAAUUUGUAAAUUGGAAAGGAGUCUGUUUUUAUAAUUUAUUUUCAUUUUAAAGCUUAAAUGUAGAUAUUUAUGUGUAUGCAGGUUGUCUAGAAGCCAACGUUGUUUCCUGUUAUAACAGCUCAAAUGGAAAAAGGACAAGUUUAACUUUUACCUUAAAGUAUGGAAUAGCAGAAGAAUUCCAGUGGUGAAGUGUACAAAUCUAUACUGUAUGUUACAUCUACAUAAAGAUUGCACUAUAAAGCCUUAAAUCAUGUUGGUCUAUGAAAUGGUUACAAGGUAUAUCUGUAUUAUACAGUAACUGUUCCUGUAACUUGCUAAAUAUAUUUAGCAAGCAAGCUUAGGGUCCUAUAUGUGACCUGGGAGUACUUUGUCUUGCGUAGGAACUAAAAAUUAAUGCAUUUUAUUAUAACUUUUUUUUUAAAAGGAACUUGGCACCUUGUUUCUCAAAACAGUUGUAUCUGCACUUACGUUUGACCGUUAUAUAUUUACUAAAUAUUUGAAGAGCAAAGAGAACAUUCUUUUAUUUAUGAAAAUCUUUUUGUCCUUAUUUAAACAUAUACAGGUCACAACAGUUGCUUUAGUUGCCUAUUUUAGGUAUUUGCACUUAUUUUGUUUUCUUUUUUGAAGGAAUGUCUUGGUUUGCUUUUGUUGUAGAGAUUUUCAUGUAGUUAAUUUCUAGCAAAUUAUAAUGGUGUGCUAUCGGCGAAUACUGACAGGUAAUAGAAUUGUACACUGUAGCUUUAGCUAUUUAUAAUUCAAACACUCUUCCUCUCCACUCCCGGGUGUGCUGCUAUAGAUAGUGGCAGAAUCGGCUUGCUGCUAUGAGAGGUGGAAAGAGCGAGCAUCAUAUGCACUGUAUGUAAAACUACAAAAAUGAUGUCAGGUUCUCUAGUUAACUUUAUGAGAUCAACCAGUACUAUGCAGGGUGUGGAAAGUAUUCCUAUCACUUUAAUAUCAAAGAUGGUAGCAAUAGUUUUUUGAUGGAAAAUUGUAACAUAUGAUGAGUGGCACAAGGAAGGUAAUUGGUUCUUAAACUUUUUUAAACAUCUCAAAGCUUAUACAAUCCUUAUUUUUAGGAGCUUUUUGAUAUUAAAUGUUUGCCUAGCUAUGGCAGUAGUAGGCAUAAAAACAUUUUUAGCAAUUUUUAAUUCAGAUGAAAAUUUUAAGGGGUGGGAGGGGGAAUCCAGUAAGCAGGGGGAUCACAAAACACCCAUUAUGCCAGCAUUACUCCACACCUAUGAAAAUGGGGAGGAGGCGACUGGGAUUCUUGGCAGUAGUAGGUUUAGGUGUGUUCAGUUUCAGAAUGGAUUUAACAACAAAAAUGCUGUUUCCAGCACAAAAUGAAUUCAUGAAGGACGAAACAUAUUGAGAGAGAAUAAAUAUCUAAAAUCUGGAUGGUAUUUCAGUAGAAUUGGCAUCACCAAAACUGCUUAUACCAAGUUUAAGUGUAGAUUUAUGGUAAGUAGUAUUAAUUUGUGUUAGUAUUGGUUGGAUCGUCUAGUUAACUCCUACUUUGUUGCUUUAGCAAGAAGGUUUUAAUCUUUGAUAUGUCGGGCAUCUUUUAUUACUUUUUGAAUGUUGUGUGCAUUUGCAUUUCUUUCAGUUUAUAAGUAGAUUGUACAUGCAGCUGCCAAACUUGCAUGAAAACUAAAUACAUAUUAUUCCAUUUUUUUUGUUUUAAGGUUUGACAUAAUGUACAACAAAUGCCUUGAUUAAUCUCAGUUUUUGUUGUACUAUAAACUUGUUUUAUGUAAGAAUCUCACAUACAAUACAGACCAUAUUAAUGUCAGAAAUAAAGCUUCAUUGUACCAGGUUA
Molecule: messenger RNA, 5341 nt
Organism: Dromaius novaehollandiae (emu)
Lineage: Eukaryota; Metazoa; Chordata; Aves; Casuariiformes; Dromaiidae
Gene: MYBL1
Product: MYB proto-oncogene like 1
Exons: 16
Coding region: 374-2839 (821 amino acids)
Biological process (GO): regulation of DNA-templated transcription
Cellular component (GO): nucleus
Molecular function (GO): RNA polymerase II cis-regulatory region sequence-specific DNA binding; DNA-binding transcription factor activity, RNA polymerase II-specific
Source: RefSeq, a predicted model, not a curated record